Molecule: messenger RNA, 1896 nt
Organism: Pelodiscus sinensis (Chinese soft-shelled turtle)
Lineage: Eukaryota; Metazoa; Chordata; Testudines; Trionychidae
Source: RefSeq, a predicted model, not a curated record
UACAGAAAGAAAAAAUACGACCAGAGUCUAGAAAGAGAUUUUUGUCAAAACUGGAGCGAAAACAACCUGUUCAGAAUGGUGAAGUGUCUUCCUUAUUAGGAGUUCAGGCAGCAGGGGAAGCAAGGAGAGUUUCUUUUAUUCAGUCUAAAAAAGGAAGUGAAAAUCAGAAAAUGAAAGAUUUAAUUAAAGCUCAGGAAAAUAUUCAAGUUCUUGAACAAGAAAAGAAAAACCUUGAAGAAAAAUUACAAAAAGCUGUAGAGGAAACUGGAAAAGGUAACAGGCAAUUCACAAAAUCAGUAAUACCUCCUGGUGUUCAAGAUAUGCAUGUUAUUUAUCCUGAGGCUGAGGAGGAGGAUGCUGGCACUGAUGUGAAAAUAAAUGAUAAAGAUUUAUCAAAGAAAAGCAAACUUCCAACAAAAUUUAAAGGUAAGGAAGAAGAUCAUACAUUUUCAAGACAAAAAUCUAUUAAUGGAACUGAUAAAUCAGUAUCAAAAUUACCAGCAAUUGACACAGGGAAGCAAAAAGGUGAACUACUUUCAAGGAAAACUCCAGUAGAAACUGAGAAAAAUCAAGAAAUUAUGACAUCACAACUAAAAGAUUUUAAACUAGAGAAAAAAGUAUUAACUGAUAAAGAAAACUCUAAAGAUUAUGGGGUUCCAGAAAACAGAUUAAAGGGAAAAGUCCUUGUUCAGGAGAGAGGACAACUGUAUAAAGCUAAAGACUCAGCUGGUGUCAUGGAAGAGACCCCAAAACUUCAGUUUCCUCAGUCUGAAUAUGAAAGCGUACAACAUACAACUCUUUCUACUGACAAAGAGCCAGUACCUGUUAAAAUCAAAGAAGAAUCAAAAGGAAAAAAAACCCAGACAGAAGAGAAAUCAGAAACACCUUUGAAAUUAGAUUCCCAAGGAUCUACUAAACGUAAGAAAGCUGCAGAAACAAAAAGAGGAAAUUCCAUGAAAAAAAGCUCAGAUCUCUCACAGUUACACAAAGUCCAAGAAGAAUCACCUUUGGACAGCAGUCCAGAUAAGUCAUUUUCAGGAGCUAGAGGCCAGCUUAUUUCAGCAAAGCAAGAGAAAAUAUCUCCAGAAAACUCUCAGAGAAAGGAAGCACAAGCUACAGAAACUCUUAGAUCUAGUAUCAAAGAUCCUGCUGUCUUCACAGACAAGAACUUAACAUUGCCAUCAACUUUAAUUCCCAAAGUUCAAGAUUCCGUUAAAGAUUUAUUUCCCAGUCACAAAGAAACUUCUGCUGAUUUUGCCAAAAUUAAAGAAGAAUCUCAAAAAACUGUUAUUUUUCCAAUUGAAAUGAAACCUGCUACCAUAUCCUCAAAGAUUCUUGAAGAAGUAUCUGCAGGUUUUACUACAGAGGAUAAGAUAUCUACUACAACUACUUCUUCUGUCAAAGAAGAAAGGGUUGCUCAAGCGGAUAUUCAAGGCGUUCCUAAAGACCAAGAGACACUAAUUUUGGAGAAUAUCUUACCUGAUGAAAAAUCUCUUUCAAGGAAUUACAAAGAGGCAGUAGAUUUUAAAGAGAGGAAACUGCGUGAACUAUCAGAAGCGAGAAAGGCUUUGCUUGAAAGUCUGGAAUCAAAUCUUGAAGAUCUACAACAAGCACAGGCUCUAGCAUCUAGCCAACCAAGCAUUAUGGCUGAGAGCAAAGUAGAGGAGCUAACCAAGAAAAGAGAGAUUUUACUUGCAAAGCUGGAAGUAAAUCUAAAAGAUUUGCAAGAAGCACAGGUUUCUGCAAUGGGCCAGAUGGGAAAAGAGAAAUUGAGUGAGAAAGAGAGACUACAAUUACCAGACUUUAAGAAGGAAGCAAGUGAACCAUCACAUUUGCAGAUACCAAAGUCAGUGUCAUCCCUUGCAGGUCUGCAGCCAACAUUAGGUGAAGUAUCUG